CCGCGGCGGUCUCGCUUCAAACUGUAUCAUUAGCCAUGCUUGCCUCUCCUUCACGCGCUGAGCUAUCCCCGACACCUCCGCAUACGACGACCGUUGAAGCCGAUGCUCCUGCGUCUCCUGCAGUGUCUCCUGCACUGUCCGAUCCCCUGACCGACCUUUCAAUCUACGAUGUUUCAUUCUCAUACGAAAUGGAUGAGGACGGUAAUUAUAAGCGGAUAUCCAAGGGUUCUCCCAAGACCUCCGCACAGGAUUCGCCUCCCACUCCGGAAGAGUUUCCCAAAGUGGGAGGUAGCAGGCGUUCCUCAUCCAAUUCACAUUCAGAUUCGUUGCCACCCGCUCUAUCUGAGAGCCUGUUGAGCUCGUCCGAACGCGCUCCCGCCCCUGUACCACGCUCUUUCCGAAGAAUUGCUUCUGGGCCACUUCUAACGCCAGCCGCGUCGUCUUCUACUCGGUCAAGCCUUGUACAUCCGUCUACCGGUGGUGGCACUGCACGAAGAUUAGGCGGAGCACGCCGCGUCAAACGAGAAGAACGCGAAGAGGCGGAGGCUCUCCUCCGAUCCCAACCUCAAGCCGUCGAGGAAAAGGGAAACGACGGCAACAAUGCGCAAGGAUCAUCACUGCGCUCCUCCAUUCCCUUCCGUUCUGCGCGCUCGUCGAACAGGAAGGGCGGCAUCGAGAAGGUCGUAGAAGAACCGAACGCUGAGGAGAACGAUGCACUGGAUCCGUGGCUGCAGCAGCACAAACGUCCUGCCAGGCCACGUCGCUCUAUGAGCUUCGGCGGGUCCGGGGAAGUUGGGGCGGAGCCAGAAGUGUCUGCUUUAUCCUAUUUGCAGCUUCAACAAGCCUAUCUGCGGCCAGGAACAUCUAUGGGGAUGCUUGGACGCGGAGCGCGACGUAUGACUGCUGAGGAGAAGACACGGAAGGAGCGCGAAAUUGCGCUAGAGGAAGGGUAUGCACGUCGCGAAGCAGAGCAAGCUGUGGAGGCCGAACACAGGUCGCAUGCAGCGGCGCAGCGCGUGCCUUCGCCGCCAGGCACGUCGAAUGGCCGUACUUCCGGUCGAAAGAAUUCGGAGACGCUGGGUUCUGGUACAGAUUCCUCGCCCACCGCAGUUGAUGGGGCGCCGCGAAGGUCACUACCAAAGCAUACAUAUGCAGCAACCAAUGAUCCUCCACUUUCCUCGUUAGACGUAAAUCCACGUCGUCGGCGUGCGCCCACUACAUCUGACGUGCUCGCCACGAGCGUGACAGCCACAGCUGUGGAACCGGAGGCACCUUUAGCUGGUCAAUUAUGGGCUAAUGGUGACAGGGGAGAAUGGGAUCAAGACGUGGCAUAUGGGUCGAGGUCACAGCCGGCUAGCGUGUCUGCGAACUUCCCUUCAUCUCAGCACGCACAGCCAGCCCAGAUAUCUGCAGCAAUAUCAGCGCAGAGCGUUACGCCUGGUCCUGACGCGCGAUCGCGUACUAUUAUCGUCAAUAAGAGGUCAUAUACCCGCCUUGAUUUGAUAGGCAAGGGCGGGUCGUCUCGCGUAUAUCGCGUAAUGAGUCCGACAAGCGAGAUCUUCGCGAUUAAGCGGGUUGCACUUGACAAGACGGACGGAGAAACAAUGAAAAGCUAUAUGAACGAAAUAUCACUGCUGCGGCGCCUCUCGGGCAACAAUCGCAUCAUUAGGCUCAUUGAUAGCGAAGUCAAGCCUGGACUUCAUGGGUCGAGGGGCCAUUUGUUGCUGGUGAUGGAGUGUGGUGAGAUCGAUCUGGCGAGGCUAUUGCAGGAGCAGCAAAAAUACCCUCUGGAUCCAGUGUGGAUAGCAUGUUAUUGGAAACAAAUGUUGCAAGCCGUCCAUAUUAUUCAUGAAGAGAGGGUCGUUCACUCAGAUCUCAAGCCUGCUAACUUUGUGCUCGUCCGCGGUCAGUUAAAGCUCAUCGACUUCGGUAUUGCGAAUGCCAUCGCGAACGACACCACAAACAUUCAUCGCGACUGUCAGAUCGGGACCGUCAACUAUAUGUCGCCCGAAGCCAUCGAAACUCCAAAUGGGAACCACAAACUCAAAGUCGGCCGACCCAGCGACGUAUGGUCUCUGGGCUGCAUCUUGUACCAGAUGGUGUACGGAAAGCCACCAUUCUAUCAUUUGUCGAUGGUCCACAAGAUGCAAGCUAUACCCGAUGCCUCGCGUCCCAUUGUAUUUCCCAGAAGCGUGUCCUCACUUGAUCCGACUGAUCCGGAAAAACCCAUAGCAGUGCUCGUACCGAAAGCUGUCAUUGAGGACAUGCAGAGUUGUCUUAAGCGGGAUCCGAAAAGCCGCAUGACGAUUCCGCAGUUGUUGAGGCAGGGAUGGCUGACGAUGCAGGACGCUCCACCGCCUCCUCCUCCGCCACCUCCGCCGCCUCCUCCACCGGCAGACAUAUCCUCUCCAUUGAUGAACGAUGAUGAGGCAAUCAUCAACCCGUAUUAUAUAGAACAACUCAUGCGGUACUCCAUGUCUCUUGACCGAAAGGGUGCACACAUGAGCGACGAGUGGUUUGCCGAGGAGGCACAGCGAUUGGUUCAAGAGCUCCGAAGCGUUAGGCGUUGAGUGAUUGCGAGGCUGCCAUCGUCUGUGCGCCGCAUGAGUGUCAGUCAAGUUUACUUGGCUUCGGUCUUGCAUGUGUGCGGUGUGAUAUGGUGUCAUCCCGUAAACGCACGUGGAGCGUACGUCCCUGAUCGCGUUCGUGUCCUGCGCUAAAUGGA
This is a messenger RNA of Laetiporus sulphureus 93-53, 2725 nucleotides long. RefSeq names its product kinase-like protein. NCBI's taxonomy places the organism in Eukaryota, Fungi, Basidiomycota, Agaricomycetes, Polyporales, Laetiporaceae. The transcript has 9 exons. The record is from RefSeq and is a predicted model, not a curated record. The coding region runs from base 36 to 2570 and encodes 844 amino acids. Gene Ontology annotation, biological process: peptidyl-serine phosphorylation; meiotic spindle assembly checkpoint signaling; mitotic spindle assembly checkpoint signaling. Gene Ontology annotation, molecular function: ATP binding; protein serine/threonine kinase activity; protein serine/threonine/tyrosine kinase activity. Gene Ontology annotation, cellular component: spindle; nucleus; kinetochore.